This is a messenger RNA of Linum tenue, 1413 nucleotides long. NCBI's taxonomy places the organism in Eukaryota, Viridiplantae, Streptophyta, Magnoliopsida, Malpighiales, Linaceae. The record is from the annotation of a GenBank genome assembly.
AUGGGCAGAAAGAGAAAAGCUGGGGCUGCUGAAGCUGAAAUCAUGCUGAAGCAGGAGCAACAAAGAGAAGGAAGUGACGAGUUCCAUGAUGAUGGUGAUAAUCAGGUGGAGGAGGAUGGUAUGGCGUGGGAUGAAAUGGUGAGUGAAGCAACAGGAGGAGGAGGGAGGAGAGGGAGGAAGAGGUUCGUGGGAGUGAGGCAAAGACCAUCCGGGAGAUGGGUUGCAGAGAUCAAGGACACAAUUCAGAAGAUCAGGGUAUGGUUAGGUACCUUCGACACGGCUGAAGAAGCUGCAAGAGCUUAUGACGAAGCCGCCUGCUUACUUCGUGGCGCUAACACGAGGACCAAUUUCUGGCCCUCUGCUGAUCCUCAUCGUCCUCGCCACUCUUCUACCUCCUCUUCCUCAUCCCCAUCACAGCCUCCUGCAUUGCCUUCCAAGAUCACCAACCUUCUCCUCCAGCGCCUCAAUGCUCGAAACACCCACCGUCAUCUCUCUUCCUCCUCUUCCAGGGUUGUCAACAAGCAGCAGCAGAAGCAGCAACAACAAUUCGUAAGAGGAGGACAAGAAGAUCAAGUCGAUGAAGAAGAUGAUGAUGAAGCAGCCUCAUCUGAAUUCACAGGUUUCUUCAACCAUUUCACUAACGCCAACCCCAUCACCAGUAUUGGGACAAACACAACAACCAAUCAUCCUUACAUGACAGCAAGCAUUGCAGAAUCACCAUCAACUAUGAGCGAUGAUAGAAAGGGAGAUUUUUGCUAUGAUAUUGUGAAUGAGGGCUCAGCAACAGCAGCAGCAGUCACAGCAUUGGAUUCAGACAAUUGUCAUAAUAGUAACUUUCACCAGCCAGUCUAUUCCAAUGCAGUACAGCAACAUAUGGGUGAUCAGUUAAUUGAUCAGGGUGGUGAUUUGGAUUUGGAUAUGGAUUUCAAUUUCGUCAACUAUCUUGGAGCACCCUCCGCAGCUGCAGCAGCUCAAUACUCUCCGUUCGAGAUCGCUCAGGAGAUUCAGGAGGAGCCUGUGCUGGAACCAGAUCAUCAGAGCAACAGCAACAAUGGCAUUGAUGACGACGAGCCAUCAAUGCAGCUGAGAGCAGCAAUGAAGCGGAUGAAGUACGAGAGGAAGUUCUCGGCUUCUCUGUAUGCUUUCCACGGGAUUCCAGAGUGCUUGAAGCUGCAGCUUAGUGGGUCGGUGUUAUCAUCUCCGUCUGAACAGUUAUCCAGCCUUCAGAAUGCCUGCAGAAGGAACAACAGAGAAGUGAGUCAUGAAAUAGAACAGAGGGCAUUGGCAAAAGAAGAUAAAGAUGAAAGCUUUAUUAUGGCAGAUAAACAUCAGAAGAACCCAGAAAGCACCACAGGUGAAGAAUCAACUCUAUGGAGCUCUCUUGAUCUGCAACCAAUCUGCUACGUCUCAUAA